Messenger RNA from Lepidothrix coronata (blue-crowned manakin), 4270 nucleotides. It is a transcript of the gene NOL10, whose product is annotated as nucleolar protein 10. The record is from RefSeq and is a predicted model, not a curated record. Lineage: Eukaryota; Metazoa; Chordata; Aves; Passeriformes; Pipridae. Gene Ontology annotation, cellular component: 90S preribosome; nucleolus; nucleus. The transcript is spliced from 21 exons. Gene Ontology annotation, molecular function: protein binding. Gene Ontology annotation, biological process: maturation of SSU-rRNA from tricistronic rRNA transcript (SSU-rRNA, 5.8S rRNA, LSU-rRNA). The coding region runs from base 36 to 2102 and encodes 688 amino acids.
CCUGUGCCCGGGAAGGGGCGGGUGCGGCCGCGGCCAUGCAGGUCUCCAGCCUCAACGAGGUGAAGAUCUACAGCCUGAGCGCCGGCAGGAGCCUCCCGGAGUGGCUUUCAGACAGGAAGAAAAGAGCUUUACAGAAGAAAGAUGUGGAUAUCCGUAGAAGAAUUGAACUUAUUCAAGACUUUAAAAUGCCCACAGUUAGCACAAAGAUUAAGGUAUCAAGAGAUGGACAGUAUAUUAUGGCAGUUGGAACUUACAAGCCAAGGGUCCGCUGUUUCGAUACCUAUCAGUUAUCCCAGAAAUUUGAAAGAUGCUUAGAUUCUGAAGUGGUUACAUUUGAGAUUUUAUCAGAUGAUUACUCAAAGAUUGUCUUCUUGCAGUGUGGCAGGUUUGUGGAGUUUCAUUCACAACAUGGCCAUUACUACAGGACAAGAAUACCAAAAUUUGGUAGAGAUUUCUCUUAUCACUAUCCAUCUUGUGACCUGUACUUUGUAGGAGCGAGUUCUGAAGUAUACAGGCUAAAUCUGGAACAAGGAAGAUUUCUGAACUCCCUGCAAACUGAAGCUUCAGAGAGUAAUGUCUGUGACAUAAAUCCUGUACACUUUUUGUUUGCUAUGGGGACAGCUGAGGGUAGAGUGGAAUGCUGGGAUCCUAGAACUAGAAAUCGAGUUGGGCUGUUGGACUGUGCUUUAAGCAGUGUGACAGCAGACACAGAGAUAGAUGGUUUGCCAUCCAUUUCAGCACUGGCAUUUGAUGGAGCUUUGAAUAUGGCUGUUGGAACAUCUACUGGACAGGUUUUAUUAUAUGAUCUCCGGUCUAGUAAUCCAUUAAUAGUCAAAGAUCACCACUAUGGCCUGCCUAUUAAAUCAAUUCAGUUUCAGCAUCAGUUGGAUUUAAUUAUCUCUGCAGAUUCUCGAAUCAUAAAAAUGUGGAAUAAAGAUACAGGGAAAAUAUUUACUUCAAUGGAGCCAGAACAUGGUAUCAAUGAUGUCUGCCUGUAUCCAAAUUCAGGAAUGCUAAUGACUGCCAAUGAAGCCCCUAAAAUGAAUAUCUAUUAUAUACCAGUUUUAGGACCUGCCCCAAAAUGGUGCUCCUUCUUGGACAACUUGACUGAAGAACUGGAAGAGAAUCCAGAGAGCACAGUUUAUGACGAUUACAAAUUCGUUACCAGAAAAGACCUUGAAAAUUUAGGCCUUGCUCAUCUAAUUGGAUCAACAUUGCUCAGAGCAUAUAUGCAUGGCUUUUUCAUGGACAUAAGACUUUAUCACAAGGCAAAAAUGAUGGCCAAUCCUUUUGCCUAUGAAGAAUACAGAAGAGAGAAAAUAAGACAGAAGAUAGAAGAAACACGUGCACAGAGAGUUCAACUAAAGAAACUUCCAAAAGUCAAUAAAGAACUUGCACUCAAACUGAUUGAAGAAGAAGGAGAAGAGCAACAGAUGACUAGAAAAAGGAAACAGAAGAAUCUACCCAGCCUUCUCAAAGAUGAUCGUUUUAAGGUCAUGUUUGAGAAUCCAGAUUUCCAGGUGGAUGAGCAGAGUGAAGAAUUUAGACUACUUAAUCCACUCGUUUCUAAAAUAAGUGAGAAAAGAAAGAGGAAGCUGAAGAUCUUAGAGGAACUGGAAGCAAUAGGAGAGGAAGAGGAGGAAGAACCAGAAGGAAAAGCAAGUGAUGUAGAAAGUUCUGAGAGUUCAGAUGAUGAAAAAGGCUGGGUUGAAGAGGUCAGGAAACAGCGCAAGCUUUUACGCCAAGAGGAAAAACUAAAGCGGCGGGAAAGGUCCAAGGAGGAUCAGCAAACAUUACUGAAACCUCAGUUUUUUGAGAUUAAAGAAGGAGAGGAAUUCAGAAGCUUCAAAGACUCUGCCAAAAAACAAAAAUUAAUGAAGAAAACCCUUGAAGAUCGUUUAAAGCUUGAAGAAAAACUUGGCACACUCAAUGUGUCUGAUACCACAGUAGGCAGCAAACAGGCAACAUUCAAAUUAAAGAAGUCAGAGCAGCAAAGGAAACAGCAGGAAGCUGAGAAACGACACCGUCAAGAGAGGAAAACUCUCAGGCGUUCUGCAAAUCAUCUCAAGAGCAAACGUGGACGAGGACGACUGUUUCAUUGAAUUACUUCGUGUUAUUUUUCAAGAAAAUUCUUUGUCUCAUUUUUCAUUUGAGAAAGGGGCUUUUUCAAUUUUAGACAGAGUACCAACGAAUUUGUAUUUUGAUUCAUUGAUGAACACAAAACCAGAACUUUCUAAGCCCUGUGUUAAUUACUGAAGAGUUUAUGAAAGUAAAAGUACUGACCAAAGGACACUAUGAAUAUGGUCCAGUGUGAACAGUAUUUUUGCAGAAAUCACCAGCAACUGGUUAUUGUGUAACCUUGGAUGUUUUCUCUAUAAGAAUUUAUGUAUACAGUGAGGCUGCCUGUCUUUUAUUUAACUUAAGAGCUGAGGAUUUUGGUUUCUGAAAUCUUUAUUUGUGACUGCUUAGAUAGAAGAUCAAGAGUAAAUUAUUUUGUCUAAAAUCUUAUCUUUACAGGGGCUCAAUAAAUUUUUCUGGUUCUUGAAGGAUGACACACAAUUCUGUUUUUCAAAUCUGGCUUUGGCUUUAUGUUACCUUUAGUUUAAAAAUGCCUUUUACACGUGAUAUUUUUAUCUUUAAAAACAUACAUUGCAAUCAUCACUUCUGUCCUUUUUCUCAACUAAAGGAUGAAUCUCUCAAUACCUAUUUUUUUACCUCUAGCUGUCAGAUUUCUGUGUUGUCCGUAACCUUCUCAUGCUUUUUAUUUAGCACAGAACUACCCGGUAUUCCAUUGUCAGUCUCACCCAUGCUGUAAUAGUCUCACCCACUAUUAUUACUUCUCCUUAGGCACUGAGAAAAUGUGAAUGUAGUUGUGUUUGCUUCAGGGUAUUUCCCUCUUUUUGGAGUCUUGUCUCUUGACAUUCAAGCCUUUGAAAUCCAAAUGCAAUGACAAGUUAAAGUUUGUACUAGUGCAACUUCUUUCCCCUGGAGCAUUUUAUUAUCUCUUAGAAAUUAUCUGUGUGCAAUUCAGGUGUACUGAACAUGGAAAGAUUAACAGUGGAAACUUGCCUCCAUUGUGCUUGAUAUUGGGAGAGCUGGGGACUGGGUGGACAGAACUGUCACUGUAAGAGCUGGAAUUUGGCGGAGUUUGCUCCUUCUUGUGGUAGGUCUGAAUCCCACUACGUUUGAUCAAGAGCUAGAGGUGCAUGUAUGGUUUAAGGCAUCCAUAUUUCAGCAGUGAUUUUGUGGGCUAUCAGGAGCAGUAAAAAAAAAAUGUGGUUGGUCUGCAGGGUAGUAGUGAAUCAGUUUGAAAUGGUUAACUUUCAGAUUAAAAAAGUGUAUUUCUUCUGGUUUGAGAUUCUUCUGACUGACAGUGGCUUUGGUCAGCGUUUUGGUUUUCAUGCACUUACAUUGUGCUGGCAGUGAGGAAAGGCUCCUCAGUGUCCAGUGCUGGAACUCUGGAACAUGGUGAGCUGUAGUUGGUGGGCUGUACGAAGCUGCUUGGCACUCGAGCACAAGAGCUUUUUGGUGAAAUGGGAAUAAGGAUUCCUUGCAAGCCUUUCUUUUGAGGCUUUAGGGAGCAGCAAAAGUGGGCAGCUCUUUGGCAAGAGCUCAGGGUGAUAAUGACAAGGGCAGUGACCUCCCUGAUUGGAGGGCAGUCCUGCAGUCACCUGUAGGAUGACAGCAGUGACAUUCAGCCAGCAGAGCAAAUAAGUUUGCAAGGACAAGGCAGAUCCAAGGUAAAGUGAGCGAAUCAGAAUCUGUGAGGUCCAUGGCACAACUGCAGCAUAGCUUGGGUGAGUACUAAGGGCGAUGCAGCUCCCAAGCAAAGUCAGGCAGGCCUUUGGCUAGGCUCUUACACAGCUCUUCUCAUAGCGCUCUGGUCCCCAGAUGUUUGGCCAUACCAUUAUCAGAACUGGCUUUCAUCUGGAGGAGGAUUCAAAGUUUCAGUAGAAGCUGGUAUAUUAAUGCAACAUUAUUGGAAAUGGAUUAACUUUAUUAUGCAACCAAAGCAGGCAUUUCUUAAGUGUUGCCCUGGUUGCAUUAACCCUUUUUCAGUUAAUCUUUUUUCCAUACUUCAUUUUCCAUACUACUGGAAUCAGUAUUUAUCCAGAAUUGCCAUUCCAAGAAGGUGAGCAGCUGCUGUGAUCCUUUGUGACAUUUAAGGUUCAUACUCUUAAGGUAAGAGUGAUCAGAUGCUGUAGCCUCACAGAAAUCCUGAUUGUUUCAUACAUAUGAGAACUUAGUGAUGAGAAUCAGUUUAAAAUUA